AACAUGGCUGCGACACGAGCUCUCCUUCUGGUGGCGAUCGGCGUCGCGGCGGUUUGCUUACUGGCGACAGCUGCUCCCGCCGAGGAAACAAGGCCGGCCGAGGCGAGUGGCCCAGAGCUGACCGCAGCGGCACCGCCACAGACCGCGGGCAAGACACAGGAAAGCGACGAGUCGAAAGAAAGCGACGAGGACAAGAAGACGAGGAGAGCAGCUGACGACGAUGGUGACGAUGACGAUGACAGGAGAAAGAGGAGAGCAGCGGGCGACGAUGAUGAUGAUGAUGACGAUGACAGGAGAAAGAGGGAGGCGGCUCCCGUGAAACCCGGCGACGAUGAUGACAACGACAGGAGGAAGAGGAGUUGGUCGGCAGAGAGCGCCGAGGACCUCUCCGACUCCAGGGACCUCGACGACAGUGACGAGGAUGGUGCCAGGAAGAGGCGUGGAGCAGGAAAGCCCGAAAAGAAACACAAGCGGGCAGCGGCCUCUGACGAUUCGGAUUCAGGCUCCGAUUCUGACGACAGCGACUAGGACGCCGCCAUGACGGACCACGCUAUCACCACCACCACCACCACCUCAUCAUCCCAUGCCACGCCUACUGAAUCUCAUCAUAUGACGUCCCAGCAAACAACUGGUCACAAGGACUGAGAAGAAACAAUUCAUUAGAACUUGUUUACUAUUUUAUUGUACAGUAUUAUUGUUUAGUGUACAGCAUCAA
Schistocerca piceifrons (Central American locust) is the source of this 715-nucleotide messenger RNA. Its product is annotated as prostatic spermine-binding protein-like. Lineage: Eukaryota; Metazoa; Arthropoda; Insecta; Orthoptera; Acrididae. Bases 4 to 528 code for a protein of 174 amino acids. The transcript is spliced from 10 exons. The record is from RefSeq and is a predicted model, not a curated record.